AGCAGAGCUGUUGUUAAAAGUUCGCGUCACUAUCUAGCUUCUUUCUCUCCCGGUCGAGAGUACUUGUAGAAUUUCCUCAAGAAUUUCUUGUUAAAAGUCUAUCCAGCUCCCUCUUCUCUGUUUUGCUGUCUUUUCGUCUGUUAAAAGAGAUGAGCUACAACUUUAACGCCGACAUCGAUCGAAAUGGCAAGAAGAAGAGGCCAAAAUGCGCCAAGUGCAGGAACCAUGGGCUUUUUGUCCUGAGAUUAGGCCACAAAGGUUGUUGUGCGUACGAUGACUGUGACUGCGAACUGUGCAAGCAGACCAAAACGAGGAACGAUGCGAUGGCUAAGACCAUGGCUAAUGAACGUCGUAGAAAGAAGGAAUCGGGUCGAACCAGCGUGAGCUCCACAACCUCCCCCGUAUCGGAGUAUCCUUAUCCCACAUCUGAGAGAACCAGGACUUCCUUCAACUUACAGCUCGAUGGAUACAAUCCAACAAGUGGAGGUAAUCUGGGAGCCUACAAUGUGGGCAGAAUGGCGAACACAAUGAGCUAUUCAUCAAGCUCUAAACCUUGUAACCCCUUUCCUUCACCAAUGGAGACCAAGGUGUUCGGAUCCAACAGCUACCACAACUUCUACCACAGAACUGCUCCGCAGGGCUUCCCAACACCCUCCUACAAAACGGAACCGGACCAACGGGCAGCGUUUCUGAACCCUCUGAACGGAUUCGGAGCAGUGACUCAGCCACACCUCACCAUGAUCGGAUCUACCAACAAAUAGCUGAGAGUUGGAGAGACAAUUGUGUAGAUGCAGUGUUAUCUUGUAUGUAGACUAUUUUUGGGGUGUUGUAGAAUCUACAGUCACCACGUAGAUCCAGUUGAAGAUCACUAUAGUGACUCCGAAUGUGUGUAGAAUUUAGAUUUACGAUGAUUCUUUAAGAGUUGUUAAGUCAGCGAUUGGAAAGAAAAGAUGAAGAGAGAUAGACUAAGAACGGAUUUUUGCAUGAGACAGAAAUGAUUUAACUUGAAAACUUGUAAGUAUUUUGAUUUUAGUUAAAUCGCCCUAUUUGUGAAUAUUUUAUGCUUCAGUUGAUGAGAAUUUUGAUUUAUGAUAAUAUAGUUCUAUGAUUUUCAUAGCAAAAGAUGGCUCUAAUUAUUGUACGGCAGUCAUAGAGUAUAAAUUCUGUUUAGCCCACUUCCAGUUCCGGAAAACUGCCCCUUGUUUCUGUGACCCGAAGUUAGUUGAAAGAUAAAGUUGAAUUAUUGGUAACUUUAUUUCAUACCACUGUGCCUGACAAUUUAUUAGCUAACGUAGAUUGGCUAAUCGCUGAACAGAGGCCUAGAGGAAGUUCAUGUAUUUGAUGACAAAUUUCCUUCUUGCUUCAACUUCAAGCAUUAGCAAAAUUUAAUAUGGCACCAAACCUUCACAUCGCGGAUGAUCAUUUUUAUGAUCUGUCCUCCUUGUACAUUCUGAAUAUUGAUUUACUUUGGGUAUUUGAUAAGAUGAUAGCUUUUCAUAUUAUUUCACCAUUGUGGUAAGCAUUUAUUAUUGGCCUGCAAUAUAUUUGGGAGAGUAAAUAACUAGGCCGUUAGUUGAUUAACGAAGAGUGCAUUUUUCUAAUACACAUCACUUUGCGCCGACUGCAAUAAAAGUGUAACACUCAAAACAUAAUUUACCGUGCAUUGCGUCUCAUUUUAUUUGAAAUAUAUAAUAUAUAUUCUUGUAAGAUUUCGAAUAUUUUAUUUUGUUCGAAUAAUUUGAAGAUAACAUUUAGCUUCGAGAGAGAAACUGUAUAAGGCAUUUAAAUCUUCAAUUCUCGUUCGUUGAUAACGGUUAUUAAAAGUACUCCGGUCGAUAACCGUCGGUACACACAUGUAUUAAAUGAUAGUUGGUUUUGUCAACAAUAAUUUUUGGAUUUCUUUACCAUUUCAAA
Molecule: messenger RNA, 1914 nt
Organism: Bolinopsis microptera
Lineage: Eukaryota; Metazoa; Ctenophora; Tentaculata; Lobata; Bolinopsidae
Product: doublesex- and mab-3-related transcription factor 1Y-like
Exons: 6
Coding region: 150-761 (203 amino acids)
Biological process (GO): regulation of transcription by RNA polymerase II; sex differentiation
Cellular component (GO): nucleus
Molecular function (GO): DNA-binding transcription factor activity, RNA polymerase II-specific; RNA polymerase II cis-regulatory region sequence-specific DNA binding
Source: RefSeq, a predicted model, not a curated record